This is a messenger RNA of Dipodomys spectabilis (banner-tailed kangaroo rat), 3275 nucleotides long. RefSeq names its product nuclear factor of activated T cells 4 (gene Nfatc4). The record is from RefSeq and is a predicted model, not a curated record. The coding region runs from base 244 to 2943 and encodes 899 amino acids. Gene Ontology annotation, biological process: cytokine production; calcineurin-NFAT signaling cascade; regulation of transcription by RNA polymerase II. Gene Ontology annotation, molecular function: DNA-binding transcription factor activity, RNA polymerase II-specific; transcription factor binding; RNA polymerase II cis-regulatory region sequence-specific DNA binding. Gene Ontology annotation, cellular component: transcription regulator complex. The transcript is spliced from 10 exons. NCBI's taxonomy places the organism in Eukaryota, Metazoa, Chordata, Mammalia, Rodentia, Heteromyidae.
GGAGCAUCCUGGGUAGCCAAUCAGUGGGUAGCUGGGGGGGGGGGGCCCGCUUUGAAGAAGUUUAGGGGGAAAAAGUUUGGAAAAGUUUCUAUAAUAACGAGGGGGCAUCCGGAAGGAGGCGGCAGCGACGGAGGAGGGGGCUCUGAGAAAAGGGGAGGGAGGGAGCCGUGUGCGUGAAGACACAGCAGCCUCCUGAGCGCCCCCCUCCCACCCAGGGCGCGACCUGGGGGUCUGGCCGGAUCCAUGGGGGCAGCGAGCUGCGAGGAUGAGGAGCUGGAAUUUAAGCUGGUGUUCGGGGAGGAAAAGGAGGCCCCCCCACUGGGCGCCGGGGGGUCUGGGGAAGAACUGGACUCCGAGGAUGCCCCGCCAUGCUGCCGUCUGGCCCUGGGGGAGCCCCCUCCCUACGGUGCUACCCCUAUUGGCAUCCCCCGACCUCCCCCGCCUCGGCCUGGCAUGCACUCUCCACCGCCCCGCCCCGCGCCCUCGCCGGGCACCUGGGAGAGCCAGCCUGCCCGGUCGGUGAGGCUGGGGGGACCCGGAGAGAGUGCUGGGGGCGCUGGGGGCGGCCGAGUCCUUGAGUGUCCCAGCAUCCGAAUCACCUCCAUCUCUCCCACGCCUGACCCUCCGGCCCCGCUGGAGGACAACGCUGACGCCUGGGGGGACGGCUCGCCUAGAGACUACCCCCCAGUAGAAGGCUUUGGGGGCUACCGAGAGGCAGGUGGCCAGGGCGGAGGAGCCUUCUUCAGCCCGAGCCCGGGCAGCAGCAGCCUGUCCUCGUGGAGUCUCUUCUCCGACGCCUCCGACGAGGCGGCCCUGUACGCCGCCUGUGAUGAGGUGGAGUCUGAGCUGAACGAGGCGGCCUCUCGCUUCGGCCUGGGCUCCCCGCUGCCCUCCCCCCGGGCUUCCCCCAGGCCAUGGACCCCAGAGGAUCCCUGGAGCCUGUACGGCCCCAGCCCCGGAGGUCGGGGGCCAGAGGAUAGCUGGCUACUCCUCAGCGCUCCUGGGCCCACCCCAGCCUCUCCGCGGCCAGCCUCUCCCUGUGGCAAGAGGCGCUAUUCCAGCUCCGGAACCCCAUCUUCGGCCUCCCCAGCCCUGUCCCGGCGUGGCAGCCUGGGGGAAGAGGGAUCAGAGCCACCACCACCACCGCCGUUGCCUCUGGCCCGGGACCCUGUCUCUCCUGGUCCCUUUGAUUACGUGGGAGCCCCACCGGCUGAGAGUAUCCCCCAGAAGACCCGGCGGACUUCCAGCGAGCAAGCAGUGGCCCUGCCUCGGUCCGAGGAGCCUGCCUCAUGCAAUGGGAAGCUGCCCUCAGGAGCCGAGGAGACGGGGGCUCCUCCUGGGGGUCCCCGGAAGGAAGUGGCCGGCAUGGACUACCUGGCGGUGCCUUCUCCCCUGGCUUGGUCCAAGGCUCGGAUUGGGGGACACAGCCCCAUCUUUAGGACCUCUGCCCUCCCCCCACUGGACUGGCCUCUGCCUAGUCAGUAUGAGCAGCUGGAGCUGAGGAUUGAAGUGCAGCCUAGAGCUCACCACAGGGCCCAUUAUGAGACAGAAGGCAGCCGAGGGGCUGUCAAAGCUGCUCCUGGUGGUCACCCCGUUGUCAAGCUCCUAGGUUAUAGUGAGAAGCCACUGACUCUACAGAUGUUCAUCGGCACUGCAGAUGAAAGGAACCUGAGGCCUCAUGCCUUCUAUCAAGUACAUCGUAUCACAGGCAAGAUGGUGGCCACAGCCAGCUAUGAAGCUGUAGUCAGUGGUACCAAAGUGUUGGAGAUGACCUUGCUCCCUGAGAACAACAUGGCUGCCAACAUUGACUGUGCUGGAAUCCUGAAGCUUCGGAAUUCAGACAUUGAGCUGCGGAAGGGUGAGACAGACAUCGGGCGUAAGAACACACGAGUGCGGCUGGUGUUCCGAGUACAUGUGCCUCAGGGCGGCGGGAAGGUCGUUUCUGUGCAGGCUGCAUCCGUGCCCAUCGAGUGCUCCCAGCGCUCAGCCCAGGAGCUGCCUCAGGUGGAGACUUACAGCCCUAGUGCCUGCUCUGUGAGAGGAGGGGAAGAACUGGUGCUGACUGGCUCCAACUUCCUGCCAGACUCCAAGGUGGUGUUCAUUGAGAGAGGACCUGAUGGAAAGCUGCAAUGGGAGGAGGAGGCCACAGUGAACCGACUGCAGAGCAACGAGGUGACUCUGACUCUGACUGUCCCUGAGUACAGCAACAAACGGGUAUCCCGACCAGUCCAGGUCUACUUUUAUGUUUCCAAUGGGCGGAGGAAGCGCAGUCCUACCCAGAGUUUCAAGUUUCUGCCUGUGAUCUUCAAGGAGGAGCCCCUACCAGUCUCAACUCUUCCGGGUUUCCCUUCAGCACCUGGCCCCCAAUUUGGCUCUGAUAUGGACUUCUCACCACCGAGGCCCCCAUACCCCUCCUAUCCCCAUGAAGACCCUGCUUAUGAGACUCCUUACCUGUCAGAUGGCUUCGGCUAUGGCACACCCCCUCUGUAUCCCCAAACAGGACCCCCACCAUCUUAUAGACCAGGCCUGCGGAUGUUCCCUGAGACGGGAGGCCGUGGCCGCCCACCUCCCAUCUCCUUCCUUCCCCGCCCCUUCCCUAAUGAUUUAUAUGGAGGACGGGGCUCCUCUUUUCCCAUGGGGCUUCCAUUCCCUCCUCCAGCCCCCUUCCGGCCGCCACUUCCUUCUUCCCCACCAAUUGAAGUCCCCUUCCCUCCCCAAAGUAGUGUUCAUCCUCUACCUGCUGAGGGGUACAAUGAGGUUGGGCCAGGCUAUGGCCCUGGAGAGGAGGCUCCAGAGCGGGAGAAAUCCAGAGGUGGCUACAGCAGCAGCAGCUUCCGAGACAGUGUCCCUAUCCAGGGUAUCACGCUGGAGGAAGUGAGCGAGAUCAUUGGCCGAGACCUGAGUGGUUUUCCUGCUCCUUCUGGAGAAGAGCCUCCUGCGUGAACCACAUCUGGCCACCGUAGCCCUGGCCUCAACCCUGCCUCGUGCCCUCCUUCCUGGCACACUGGCUCCGGAAUCUUGGGCCAACUCUGUUUUCUCUUUCCCCAGCUUCUGCCUCCCUCUGUCAGCUGAGGUUUGAGGCUCUAGGCCUGUCUGGUGCUGCCUUGAAGGGCUAGGGAAGGGAGAAAGUGGAAGAUGAAGAAGAGAUGGGGCAGAGACUGAAGCUGAGUGCCAGACCUGACUGGGGGUGAAGAUGAUGUCCAGAUUGUGUGCAGGCUCCAAUGCUGGGAAGCUGGGGACAGAUUGAUGGGUAAUAAACUGCUCACUGACUAGUG